Trichoderma atroviride IMI 206040 is the source of this 1908-nucleotide messenger RNA. RefSeq lists its product as uncharacterized. Lineage: Eukaryota; Fungi; Ascomycota; Sordariomycetes; Hypocreales; Hypocreaceae. The record is from RefSeq and is a predicted model, not a curated record.
ACUCACCAACACAUCACCGCCAGCCUCAGUUCCGCCAUCGCUAUGCUUCUCCCCAAGGCCAAGGGCACGGCCUUGAUCCUAAGUGCUGCCACUGCUGUAGCUGCUUCCGUGGGUGCCACGACACCAUCAUGUAACACACGGCAAUUCCUCACCGUGUCGACGUCCAACGGCCCAGUUAUAGGCCACGCUGCCUCCAACUCCGACUGCGUGAUCGAGUAUCUGGGCAUUCCGUUUGCGCAACCGCCUGUUGGAGACUUGCGAUUCGCAGCGCCUGCUAAGAUCACAGCCAAGAAUACGUAUGAAGCGGCCCAUUAUGGAGCUGACUGUCCUCUGACGCCGUCAAAGCCUGUGGACUAUCCCGGGUUCACGCCUCAAGCGCAGCGCAUCAUCAAUUAUUUCGCGAGUGGUGCGGGCACUCCCCAGAGCGAAGACUGCCUCACUCUAAACAUUUGGUCCAAAGCGACGCGGAACUCACUAAAAGCAAAGAAGCCCGUGUUGGUCUUCUUUUACGGUGGCAGGUUUGCCAUUGGAAACACAGAUACUCCCUUCUACACUGGCAAAUACUUCGCCGACGCCGAGGACAUCGUGGUGGUCACCGUCAAUUACCGAAUCAACAUCUUUGGUUUUCCCGGCGCCCCAGGCUCGACGCAGAAUCUCGGACUCCGCGACCAGCGAGCAGCCGUAGAAUGGGUUCGUGAGAACAUCAAGCAGUUCGGCGGCGAUGCAUACAAGAUUACCAUCGCUGGCCAAUCCGCUGGAGGCGUGUCGGUGGAUUACUGGACUUAUGCAUACGAAAAGGAUCCCAUUGUCAAAGGCGUCAUUGCACACUCGGGCAACGCCUUCAGCUUUCCUGUCAAUGCCCCCGGCGUCCCUGAGAAGAACUGGGAUACUGUUGUAGCAGCUGUGAAUUGUUCCUCUGCUUCCAAUGUCAUGGCUUGUAUGCGCGAGGCUGAUUGGCAGGCUAUCAAAGCCGCCGCAGCUAGCAUCAAGCCUGCUUCAACCACCAGUGUCCUACGAAGCACCCCUGCCUUCUAUCCAAUCCCAGACGACGAGAUUGUGUUUUCAGAUUAUGUCAACUUGACCAAUUCUGGCCGCUUUGCAAAGGUGCCCCUCCUACUGGGCAACAACAAUAAUGAAGAUGGAUAUUACCGUAUCCCUGCCUACGCCUCCGGCAUCAUACCGACGGAUGCCCAAGUCUCAUCUUUUCUCCUCGAGUCUUUCACUUGCCCUGUGUCUCACCAAGCCAAUGCUCGCCGAGCUCACGGCGUGCCAGCCUGGGCUUACCGAUACAUGGCCGACUGGAACAAUACUCGUCUGUUUCCUACCAGCGGUGCGUAUCAUGGAGUCGACCUACACAUGAUCUUUGGAGCGUCAACAGAUGUCAGUGGCUUGCCCACGACUGCGGACCAGAGGAGUUUGACGAGGCUGAUGCAGCACGCCUGGUUCUCUUUCAGCAAUAACCCAUCAUCCGGGCUUAACAGCAUUGGAUGGCCGGAGUUUGACCAGAAAACUGCCUCAUUGAUUGUACUUGGUCAGAACAAUACUCCCAAAGCACAAUUUGUGCUCCCGUCAGAUUUCAACUCGCCAUGCCCCAAUGUGACAUUAGGUGGAUCAGGAACAUUGGGUCCGUAAUAACAAAUUCAUAAUUGUCACCACAAUUGAUGUGUGGUAGGCUCAAAAUGAAUGAUGAGAGUUAUGCCAGAUAUGUGUAUACGACCCAGAAAAUGAAUCACGCCUGUCUUCAUGUUUCUUCACACUGGGAGGUUACCUAAUUCCACAAGUAUAUAAACUGGGCUACCAAAUUAAAAAGCAACAUGCAAAAGUCAAUUAGUAUACAUACUCAUCGCACACGAUAGAGCUAUUGCUCACGUAAAUAGGGCGCACGUAGAUUAGAAAGAGUUUUUCCUA